Rhododendron vialii is the source of this 1523-nucleotide messenger RNA. RefSeq lists its product as uncharacterized. NCBI's taxonomy places the organism in Eukaryota, Viridiplantae, Streptophyta, Magnoliopsida, Ericales, Ericaceae. Bases 436 to 1377 code for a protein of 313 amino acids. Gene Ontology annotation, cellular component: membrane. The transcript is spliced from 2 exons. The record is from RefSeq and is a predicted model, not a curated record.
UUUUUUUAUUCUGGUAAGUUUUGGGUUAAAGUCUCUCUAUUUAUUCUUGUUCUGGGAGGUCUUGGGUUCAAAUUCCUCUUUUUGCAAUUUUCCCCCCUUGCAGUAUGUUUAUCUCUUUGGUGUCCUAUUUUGCUUUGCGUGCAAGUGUUUGCAUCUCCACAUGUAAGGCGUGAGGAAGGAUGUCUAAUAGCUUGAUCAACAUUUGGUAUUUCCACGUGCAAGGUGAGGUUGCAUGUAGGAAGGAUGUUGAAUAACUCGAUAUACAUGUUGGAUAUGCCCUUGUUUUGGUAACAAUAUGCCCUUGUUCUUGUUGUUACCAAUCUCCUUCACAUGGCUUCAUCCCCACCAUUUGCUGCUUAAUUGCCUCUCGAAUUGUGGAAACAUGCAACCACGCUAGUACAUGUUAAUCCCCGCAUUUCAUGGACUAACUGUGAUAUGAUUGUACUUCCUCCAAGGUGGGAUCCCAUGGUUGUGAAGGAGCCUGUUUUUCUACUAAUUAGUUCCCCUAAUGGGACCCAUUACAACAAGCAUGACUUAUUCCAUUGUCUCAUCUCUUACUGUCAAAAGUUGUGCCACCUUUUGCAAUGCAAUGAUCAAAGAUCAAAAGAUGUUGAGGAUCUUGCUCUCAGAGCUCUGCCUCACCGUCGACCUCACACCGGUGGUCUAUACAAAGCCGAUCUGCCAGAAAAUCUGGAAGGCAUCGAAAUGGUGGUGGUACGAAUUCGGAGCAAGACCUUGUGGAAUAGAGGUGCUAAUUUCAGCUACAUUCACAUCCCUCGAAGGACUCUUCCAGUGCCUUAUGUGAGGAGAAUCUCUCUUAUGUAUCUAGAUUUUGGCAACUGGUCUUCGUACUUCAACAAGAUGGAAGGUUACUCCCUGGUGUCUUCUGUAGUUGGUUUCAUGGCUUUUGAUGCCUCAAAUAUAAGCUCCAAUAAUGUCACGAAGCUCGAUCUCAACCCCAAGGUAAAGCCGAUAGAGAUUCAGUUUCCCAGUUUGGAACUCCCAGAAGAAAGUAAUGGAAGAGAAAGAUGUGCUAGAUUCGGUGCAAACAGGACAGUUCAUCUCAGCGAAAUGAGCACACGGAAUUCGUGUUAUAGUAGACAUCAGGGUUUUUUGUCCAUAGUUGUUCCAUUGGAGAGGAAGCAGAGGGUGUGGGAUUGGUGGGUGAAGGGGUUUGUGCUUGGAUUUGUCGGACUGGUGGUGGUUUGGUUUGUGGGGAUGGUACUUGUCAAGGUUGUAACGGCAAAGAAAAUCCAUGAAAUGGAGAGAGAAGCAGAGAAAAGUGUCGAUCUUGAAACCAUUUGGAUAGGUACCAGCAAAAUGCCUACUGCAGCUGUUACAAGAACUCACCCAGCCAUUGAGAAUGCAAGUAUUUGAUAGCUCUACAUUUUCGUUCUUUCCUGAUCUUCAUUUCUUUCUCAAAAACACAAGGUGCAAAUUUCAUCUAUCUUCUUUACGGCUAAGUUAAUUGUUAAUGUGUUCUAAAAUGUUUUAGAAUGCAUAAUUCAGAGUUGAAUAUGUCA